UAGUAAAAGCCAGUGUUUUCCUCUCUCUGGACUUGUGGCGGCAGACAACGUUAUACGCCGCUCUCUCUCUCUCUCUCUCGUUCUUGCUUCUUUUGAUUCUCUUCGCUGUAUUGCAACCUGUCGAAGCGACCCACUUGUUCUGCUCUUCAAAGAUUUAAUCUUUUGUCCUUCCCCUAAAAAAAAAAAAAAAAAAAAAAAUUGGGGGGGGGGGUGGGAGUAAACUCUGUCAAUGUCAAUUUAAGUUAUAUAAGCGACGGGAAUGCCGCAAAAUAGAAACUUGCUGUAAAAAUUCGCAAUGGUUUGAUAUUCUUUUGAAGUCGUGAGGGAGAGAGAGAGAGAGAUAGUGUGUGGGUUAUCUGCGCGGUGUCACUUUCUGUCGGCAUUGUCGGAUGACUUGAUUCUCUCUUACCAUCUCUUGGUGAUGUUUAUUCUUAGAAACAAGUGCGGCGGAGAUUGAUCCUUCACGGGCUUGUCUUGAUUCCGUUUUCCGAACCAUCCAUCGGGGAUGCUUUCUGGGUUUUAUCGGGUCUCUAUAUCUGUGUUCGUAGACUUUUUCCUUCUGGGGUUUUGUCUCUGAUAAUCCAUUGAUUGAUUUUGUCUCUACGCAAUAAAGUAAUUCCCCCCCCCCCCAAUUGAAUGUCGGAAAUGUGGGGAUUCGCGCCGUUGAUUUAGGAAAUUGUCGAUUCUGUGAUGUUUAUUCGCCGAUGAGCUUGAGCUUUUCCUGAGAUCUGCUUGCGUCGCCUCUUCUCUGGCUUUCAAGUGUUAUCGCAUGGUAGUCGCCUGGAGAAUUUCUGAGAGAGGUUUCUGUACCAAAUGUCAACAACUCUUGCGGCAGCCAUUGGAGGUGCUGCGGGAGCUCUUGCAUUCGUAGCUCUCUUGAUCCUUCUCCUAUGGUUUUGCCUCUUUCGCCGCCAGAAUGUGUCAAGAACUUCUGAGACAGCCUCUUCAGAUCCUUCCAUUCAAGCAGAAAGAAAUGUUGCUAUUGAGUUGUCUCUACGAGAAGCCAGAAGGUUUGAAAUGGAAGAGUUGGCUCAGGCCACAAAGGGUUUUACCAGUAAGAGCCUCAUAGGUAUUGGCAAAUUCGGUGAGGUUUACAAGGGAUUGCAUCAAGAUGGCAUGCUCGUGGCCAUCAAGAAGCGAACCAGGUCGCCUACUCAGGAAUUUGCCAAUGAGGUCCGGUAUCUGUCAUCUAUCCAUCACCGCAACCUUGUCACUCUCCUGGGUUACUGUCAGGAAAACAAUAUGCAGUUUCUCGUUUACGAGUAUGUUCCUAAUGGAAGUGUUUCCAGUCACCUGUACGGUGAUGGUGGCAAAGGACCUGGACGGAAGCUAGAAUUCAGAAACAGGCUUACGGUAUCUCUAGGGGCUGCUAAAGGGUUGGCACAUCUUCAUUCUCUGAGUCCUCGACUGAUACACAAGGAUUUCAAAACAGCCAAUGUUCUUGUAGAUGAAAAUUUCAUUGCUAAGGUUGCUGAUGCAGGACUUCCUAAUCUCCUGGGAAGAGAGGAUGUUGGUUCAUCCUCUCAAAUGGUGGCAGACAAGAUAUUCCUUGCCCCCGAGGUUCAAGAGUUCAGAAGAUUUUCAGAGAAAAGCGACGUAUAUGCCUUUGGAGUAUUCCUCUUGGAACUAGUGACUGGACGAGAAGCAUCAGAACCGUCCCCUUCGAAUUCAUCCCGAACUCUUGUGGAAUGGAUGCAAAACAACAUGGAUAACGAGGAUCUUUCCACCGCGGUGAUCGACGAGAGACUGGGGAAUAGCUACACAGCGGAGGGAAUGGAGGAGCUGAUGAGAUUAACGAUGAGAUGUUUGCAAGUGUCGAGCGAGAGGAGACCAGGGAUGAGCUAUGUUGUGGCAGAACUGGAGAGAAUACUGGACAAAGAAGUGAGCUUAACUACACUAAUGGGCGAAGGCACGCCAACUGUUACUCUUGGAAGCCAGCUUUUCAAAUCCACAAAGUGAAAGAGAAAAAAACCGGACUUGGGUGUUGUGUUUGAAGUGUUCAGGUACCGAAAUUCGCCAUCUUUACACACAUAUAUAUAUAUACACAUAUAUAUAUCGAAGUUUUCCUCUUGUGAGAGACCAAGACUGAAAGAGGAGGAGGAGGAGGAUAAUUCAGCUGUUUGAUUGUAAGUGUAUAAAGAGCAGCUGCGCUAUUCGUUUGUUUGUUUGUUUUUUCCAUCUCCUUUCGGGGGGUGAUAUGAUAUUUCCCAGAUUUGUUGUUCUUUUUUAAACAAUUUGAGUGCAGAGAAUAACGUUUGUAAACAUCAUUUGUUGAUUAAAAAUCAAGGGAGCAAAAGAGUGUGGUUUUCA
Molecule: messenger RNA, 2310 nt
Organism: Tarenaya hassleriana
Lineage: Eukaryota; Viridiplantae; Streptophyta; Magnoliopsida; Brassicales; Cleomaceae
Product: proline-rich receptor-like protein kinase PERK1
Exons: 8
Coding region: 814-1959 (381 amino acids)
Biological process (GO): protein phosphorylation
Molecular function (GO): ATP binding; protein kinase activity
Source: RefSeq, a predicted model, not a curated record